AUGGCUACCAAGGUUUACCCAGGCUUUAUCAAUGUGAAUAGGUUUUGUUUCAACGGAGUCCGAGCGUUUUCUAGCCAUUCGUCGCCUCUAACAUUGGAAAAGUUGAGCGGGAAACAUGAAGGUAAGAAAUUUUAUAUUUUUCUUUUGUUUUUAGACGCUGAUUAUUGGUUGCCUUGUAGAAUAAGGCACGUUGAAUCUUUUAGGCAUCAGCGUCAUUCGACUUCACAAGCCGGACACCAAGAAUGCCAUCUCCAAACUUUUGUUGUCCAAAGUAAGUCAAGUCUAACAUUUUUUGUCUUUUUACUGGUUUAGGACACUGGUUGAUCGCCUAAACAAUGUAUUUCUAGUUCCGAGAAGCCGUCAGCCAGCUGAAAUUUGACAAAUCGGCCCGGGUUUUGAUUAUCAAGUCCGAUGUUGAAGGCGCCUUUUGUACUGGUGCUGAUCUAAAAGAACGCCGGAAAAUGACCGUGGAAGAGGUCCCCAAGUUUGUGGAUAGCAUCAGGUCGGCGAUGGAUGAAGUCAGCGCUCUGCCAGUGCCCGUAAUUGCCGCCAUCGAUGGGUUUGCGUUGGGUGGAGGCUUCGAACUUGCACUUGCCUGUGAUAUUAGAGUUGUGUGUGAGUUUUUGCCUAUAAUUUCAAACUCAUGCGUUUUCAAAGUAAAGUAAGGUGAUAUAUAGGUAAAAUAGACUCUUUAGAUUUUAUCUAUCACAUUAUUUUUUUCAAAAACUUAUUUUCCCAACAAAAAAAAUUAAUUUUUAUAUUAUCAAUGACACUUCAGCUCCGAAGGCAAAAGUUGGUCUCGUUGAGACGAAAAUAGCCAUUAUCCCUGCUGCUGGCGGUUCGCAACGACUUCCACGAUUGGUUGGGCCUGCUUUGGCGAAGGAAUUGAUCUUCACAGGUCGAGUUCUGAACGGAAAUGAGGCCUUUUCUCUGGGCCUUGCCAAUCAUUGUGUGGAAGAUCCGUACAAGAAGGCGAAAGAGAUUGCCGACGAAAUUCUCAGGACUGUAAGCUAUUUCUGAGUCUUUUUUAUUGUCCAAUGCAUGUGUUAAAAGCAAGCUUUCAUAUUUUUAACAAUUUACAAAUAUUGUUUUAGGGCCCAAUAGCUAUUCGUGUGGCCAAAACAGCGAUUGAUCAAGGGGUCGAAACCGAUCUGCGGACUGGAUUGGUGAUCGAGCAACAAUGUUAUGCCCAAGUGAUCAAUACGAAAGACCGUCUGGAGGGAUUGGCGGCCUUUGCUGAGAAACGAGCGCCAGUUUUCAAGGGAGAAUAG
Molecule: messenger RNA, 1271 nt
Organism: Bursaphelenchus xylophilus (pine wood nematode)
Lineage: Eukaryota; Metazoa; Nematoda; Chromadorea; Rhabditida; Aphelenchoididae
Source: the annotation of a GenBank genome assembly